AUGCUACCGACGGCCGUAUGUGAUGCUCCCGCCGAACCCCCAGACUCACCUGGAGGGCCCAACGUCUCCGAAAGAGCGCAGUGCACGGGCCCCACGGCAGAACAGACGCCUCUGGAGUCAACCGCAAGCAAGCGCGAGACGAUGGCUGGUUCGAAUCCCCACUUUUCACAACGCUAUGAAGAAAUGGAGCCGCCGAUUCGUCGGACUGCUGGGAGCGGCCAGAAGCACUGGUGCUUGAUGGAGCAAAAUUCCUGUGGUUGCAUCCCGAGGACGCACGACUUGACCACAUUCCCCGCACCAGAGUGA
Molecule: messenger RNA, 306 nt
Organism: Dibothriocephalus latus
Lineage: Eukaryota; Metazoa; Platyhelminthes; Cestoda; Diphyllobothriidea; Diphyllobothriidae
Source: the annotation of a GenBank genome assembly